Messenger RNA from Candida dubliniensis CD36, 2154 nucleotides. It is a transcript of the gene ZCF32, whose product is annotated as Zcf32p. Gene Ontology annotation, cellular component: nucleus. Gene Ontology annotation, molecular function: zinc ion binding; transcription cis-regulatory region binding; DNA-binding transcription factor activity, RNA polymerase II-specific. The record is from RefSeq and is a predicted model, not a curated record. Lineage: Eukaryota; Fungi; Ascomycota; Pichiomycetes; Serinales; Debaryomycetaceae. Gene Ontology annotation, biological process: positive regulation of transcription by RNA polymerase II. The transcript has a single exon. The coding region runs from base 1 to 2154 and encodes 717 amino acids.
AUGGAGGAAAAGAAGAAGAUAAUCCGUCGAAGUCGUAACGGAUGCCAUAAUUGCAAAAGAUCAAAAAUUAAAUGUGAUGAAAACAAACCUAUAUGUUCAUACUGUUUUAAAACCAAUGCAAUUUGUGAUUAUUCGCUCAAAUUAACUUGGGGUGGACGACCCUAUAAAGAUAUCAAUAAAAGAAAACAACUAUCAUUGGUAAAGAAAGAAGCUCAAGCAACAGUAAACGAUUUCCCCAUUGAGACAUCCACCUCAUUAAAUAUACCAAUUUCCAACAAUUCUAACUCAAAGGGAGAUACUGGCUUAACUUUUAUUUUACAUGAAUUUAACACAGACUCAAUAAAAUCCCCACAGUCACCUUCCGAAUCAGUCUCUUCACACAUUGACCCACCUGCACCCCACAGGAACGCAAAAAGAAAAAUUGCAGAAAUUGAUGGUAUCGUUGAUCCAGAAAUCAAAAGAAAAGACUCCCACAUGGCAUUAACUGACAUUUUCCCAGAAUUAAAUAGUGGGAUGGAGAAUUUAACAAAUGCAUUAGCAGACUUUGGCGGGCAGCAAUUCCAAUUGCAAAACUCUGACAUUUUCAGCACAUAUAUUCUGAACCCACAAAAGUACAUGGGGGUUACUCGGUACGGCAGUGACUCGGAAUCUCUGGCCACGUCAUUUUUGAAUAAUUAUUCAGAAGAUAUUUCCCGAAUUGAGAAAUAUUUACCAAAUGAUCAAAGCAAUUUAAUAGGUGACACGUUCCCCAUGCGACUGGUGUAUAGUUCGAUAAACGGAUCUCCCACACUGGAAGAUAUUUGGGACUCGAUUCCGCCGCUGUUAACACCAUUACCAACGCUACUUCUUAAUGUUCCAUUUUACCGUAACCUAAUGCAUUUCUGGGUAACUGUGGCUUCUCAAAACCUAGUUCCCGCACCAUCAAGCAUCUACAAAGACAAUCCUUAUAAAAUUUUACUAACUCAAAUGGCCAUGGAAUAUCCUGCUAUUUUGAACACAUUGUUAGCCUUUUCAGCAAAAUUGAGGUCUUCUUUAAUUGGCGCAGACGACACUCCAGAUAUUGUAAUUGAUCAAUUGUUGUCAAGAUCCUGUACAGAACUACUACAGUUAUUAAAGGAUGAAUCCAAGGCAACCUCGGAUGAAGCGUUGGCCACAGCAUUAUUACUUUCUUGUUAUGAAGUUUUCAACUCCAAAGACUUUAGCCGCCACCGUGCUCACAAUAUUGGGGCAAGACAAAUUAUCAAAGCACGUUCAAACACCCCUCAUAAAAGGGGACCAGAAGCAGGAACGGAAGGUGAUAUGACGUUCUUUUUAAUGAGGUGGUUUGUGUAUACUGAUGUCAUUGGGGCCCUUUCUUCAACAACGGAUUCACACGAUUACUUGCUAACUUCUAAUGAUUUAAGCACAUACGAGCCGUUGGAGUCUUUGACCAUGUUGCAUGAAAUUGAUAAGAUGGAAGAUGAAACCCAAUACCCAAAGAAAACUAUUGAUUAUUUGAUGGGGUUCAAUAUAAAAUUUCUCCCACAUUUUACCAAGAUCACCAUGCUUGUACGAGAAACAAACGCACAUUUGGGGAAAGCAAAGGCAAGUGCUGCCAAUUUGCCUUUGAGUAUAGUUUACAAAGCUCUUGAAGUCAAGGAGGCCUUAAUAGAAACACAAAGAAAGGACGAAAAAUCUAUUUUACAAAGUCAUGAGAAAAUUAUAGAGUUAAAUUCUGGAAAAGGGCAGCCACUGUCAGCUAAAGAUUUACCAGAAGAAACGGUUACCCUUAUUAAAGAAAAUGAUAUUUUACGGUUUACAAAUAAAAUAUUCUGUGAUGCUGGAUUGAUACACUUGUAUCGACGAGUUCUUUUAGUUCCCAGAGAAUCGAACCUUGUACAAGAUUUAGCUAAUGGCAUAGGGGAGUUAGCGAAAUUGCAUAUUGAGUCACGAUCCCCAGCUGACAUAUGCUGUAUCUUUUGUUUAUUCACUGCAGGGUGUGAGGUUUUGCGUCCAGAAAUGCAACAGUUUUUUGAACAGAGAUUCCAAAAUUUGGGUCAAAUGGGAAAUAUAAAUGCCCGAAAGGGUUUGCAAAUCAUGAAACGAUGCUGGGAAACAAACGAAGAUUGGAUAACUGCAGCUGAAAAAAUUGGUGUUGAUCUAACAUUGUUGUAA